AUGGAGCUGUUUCGGAGCGAGCGAAUGUCGCUCGCGCGCGUCAUCGUGCCCGAGGAAGCCGCGCGGGACACGAUCGAACGCGUGGGCGAGCUCGGGGUGAUGCAGUUUCAAGAUCUGAACUCGGACACGCCGGCGUUUAAGCGCGCGUACUCGACGCAGAUACGACGCGCGGACGAACUGCUGCGACGGUUGCGGUACUUUCGAGACGAAGCGCGACGAGCGACGAUCGCGGUGGCGCGAUCGAGACGGAGAAACGCGACGGGACGCGGGAGCGGGGCGACGACGACGACGACGGACGAACUGGACCACGUCACGGAGGAGCUCGAACGCGAUCUCGCGCAAGCGCUGAAGAAUUACGAGAGGCUGAUGAGGACGCACAGCGAGUUGAUGGAGCUGCAGUUGGUGCUGGAGAAGGCGGGGGGGAUAUUUGAGGAGAAGAUGGCGGAAUUGGACGCCGCGGGCUCGAGCGGGCGAAGCGGCGACGGCGCGUCCGCGUCGUCCAACAGCGCCGCGGGCGCGUCGGCGGUGCGACUCGGAUUCAUCACUGGAGUUAUCCUCACGAAUAAGGUGAUCUCGUUCGAGCGGAUUUUGUUUCGCGCGACGCGAGGGAACAUGUUUUUGAAGCAGUCGCAAAUCCUGGGCACCGUCGUCGACCCCACGACGGGCGAAAAGUGCGAAAAGACCGUGUGCGUGGUGUUUUUCGCGGGUGAGCGAGCGAGAGAGAAAAUCAUCAAAAUCUGUGAGGCGUUCAACGUGAAUCGGUAUCCGUUCCCUGAGGAUUACACACGUCAGCGACAAAUGUACGCCGAGUGCACGGCGCGUCUCGUCGAGUUGCAGUCAACGCUCGACGCUUCCACGCAGCAUCGCGACGAUGUUUUGCGUAAAGUGGGCGACAGUCUGGAAGAUUGGAUUCAAAUAGUUCUGCGCGAGAAGGCUAUUUAUCACACGAUGAGCAUGUGCUCGGUCGACGUCACACGAAAGGUGCUCGUGGCUCAAGCUUGGAUUCCUGACUACGCGCUGUCCUCCGUGCAGACCGCCUUGACGGAUGCGAAUCAUUCCUCGCUCGCUUCCGUUGGGACGAUUUUUCAGCAAAUAGAAACCAAGGAAUCCCCGCCGACGCACUUUCAGACGAACAAAGUCACCUCAGUCUUCCAAGGCAUCGUCGACGCGUACGGCGUCGCGAGCUAUCGCGAGGUGAAUCCCACGGUGUUCACCAUCGUGACUUUCCCAUUCCUAUUCGCCGUCAUGUUCGGUGAUUUUGGCCAUGGAUUUCUCAUGCUCUUCGCCGCGCUAUAUUUGGUGAUGAACGAAAAGAAGCUCGCGGCGUCGGGACUGAACGAAAUCAUCCAGAUGGCGUUCGACGGUCGAUACGCCAUCCUACUCAUGUCCAUUUUUAGUAUUUACACUGGUUUACUCUACAACGAAUGUUUCUCUGUACCAAUGAAUUGGUUCGGUGCGAGUAAGUAUGUGUGCGAUCCAAAUGACCCGACGGCGUCUACGACGUGCGAUUCGGCGUAUAAGACCGGCCUGGUGAAUAACGGCGACGGCGCGUACGCCUUUGGCGUCGACCCCAUCUGGCACGGUUCGCGUUCGGAAUUGCCGUUUUUGAACUCGCUGAAGAUGAAAAUGUCUAUUUUGAUGGGUGUGACGCAGAUGAUGCUCGGAAUCUUCAUGUCAUUCCUAAAUCAGGUGUACACAAACGACAAGCUCUCGAUGUAUUGCGAGUUUUUCCCGCAAGUCAUCUUCCUCGGCGCGCUCUUCGGAUACCUGUCGUUGCUGAUCCUCAUCAAGUGGUGCACGCCUGGUUCGACUGCCGAUUUGUAUCACGUUAUGAUAUACAUGUUCCUUUCCCCGGGCAACGUCGAUUGCGCCGGCGAAGGCGAAAACGGCGGUCCCGGUUGCCCCGAAAACGUCUUGUUCCCAGGGCAAGCGGGCUUUCAAAAUUUUUUGUUGUUUCUCGCCUUUGUGGCGGUGCCGGUGAUGCUGUUUCCGAAACCGUACAUUUUGAAGAAGCGACACGAAGCGUCCCGAGGCGGGGUUCGGCGAGGCGGCGUGCGAUACGCGCGGCUUGAUGCAGAAGAUGACGACGACGAGGCGUUUUUGCAAGCGUCAGAUGCGGAGAACAGCUCACCGUCGGCUGAAGAGGAAGAAGAAUUUGAUUUCGGCGAAAUCAUGGUGCAUCAAGGGAUCCAUACCAUUGAAUUCGUUCUCGGCGCUGUGUCAAAUACCGCGUCUUAUCUUCGUCUUUGGGCGCUGUCACUAGCGCAUGCGCAACUCUCAGCCGUGUUUUGGGAUCGCGUCUUCAUGGGCGCCGUGGCGAGCGGAAACGUCGUCGCCAUCGUGAUGGGUUUCGCCGUGUGGGCGUUCGCCACGAUUGGGGUGCUCAUGCUCAUGGAAUCUCUGUCCGCGUUUUUACACGCGUUGCGCUUGCACUGGGUCGAGUUCAACAACAAGUUCUUCAAAGGAGCCGGCUAUGCCUUCGUCCCGUUCACCUUCGUCGGUCUCAGCGACAAGUCCGACGACGCGUGAACAGAACGGCAAAUUAGCAUCAUGAUAUGAUACGAAU
Molecule: messenger RNA, 2566 nt
Organism: Ostreococcus lucimarinus CCE9901
Lineage: Eukaryota; Viridiplantae; Chlorophyta; Mamiellophyceae; Mamiellales; Bathycoccaceae
Product: F-ATPase family transporter: protons (vacuolar)
Exons: 2
Coding region: 1-2529 (842 amino acids)
Biological process (GO): vacuolar acidification; proton transmembrane transport
Cellular component (GO): vacuolar proton-transporting V-type ATPase, V0 domain; vacuolar proton-transporting V-type ATPase complex
Molecular function (GO): ATPase binding; proton-transporting ATPase activity, rotational mechanism
Source: RefSeq, a predicted model, not a curated record